CCCAUUGCUCCGGCAGCUCCAGCGAGCUGCCUGCCUCUUGCUCCUGCUCCUGCUCUGCUCCCUGGCUGCUGCCCGGCAGAGUCUGCCGGAGUGCUGCCGGCAGAAGACCUGCUCCUGCCGCAUCUAUGACCUCCUGUACGGCAUGGGCAACCACGCCGCCGGCAUCCUCACGCUGGGCAAGAGGAAGAGCAUCCCCCCGGCCUUCCAGAGCCGGCUCUACCGCCUGCUGCACGGCUCCGGCAACCACGCUGCGGGCAUCCUCACCAUGGGCAAGCGUGGGGAGCACCCUGGCAUGGCGUGCCACAAUGCAUCGGGCUGCCCCAUAGGCACGGACGCCCAGCCGAUGCUGGUGCUGCAGGGCGCCGAUGCCAGCCCUGCCAGCCCCAGGGAAUGCCAGGAACACUCAGGGAAGGACCUGACCAAGAGCCAGGCCCCAGGAGCGGCAAACAGCUUUAACUGAGAGGGGUGUGGGCAGUGGCAGAAGAGAGGGGAUCUGUGGCGGGACGGACCCCUGGGACACACGCCUGGAGCUGGGUGUAAAUAGCACUUUUACGUACCUCCUCCUGGCCCUGGCCGAGCCUGCUCAGGGCGCCGCAGGCACCGCUGGGCUUUUACAAUAAAUGGUAGCCCGAUGUGA
Falco peregrinus (peregrine falcon) is the source of this 637-nucleotide messenger RNA. RefSeq names its product hypocretin neuropeptide precursor (gene HCRT). NCBI's taxonomy places the organism in Eukaryota, Metazoa, Chordata, Aves, Falconiformes, Falconidae. The record is from RefSeq and is a predicted model, not a curated record. Bases 143 to 460 code for a protein of 105 amino acids. The transcript has a single exon. Gene Ontology annotation, biological process: neuropeptide signaling pathway; feeding behavior.